GAUAUGUAUUAUAAAAAAUAAGGUUAACUUAAAAGAUAUUAUUGGUUAAAUAAAACAGGUUAAAUAACGUUGAAUUAUAUCUGAGUUUUUUUCUUGUAGAAAUUCUUAAUCAUUGCUUAUAUCAUAAAAUAACAAUUAUUUUACACAUUGUAUCCGAUUGUAGAGCACGUGUUAAAGACAAUUCUAUGAAAUAAAUACAAAAUAGAAAAAGAUGGGAGGAUUGAUAGCUAAAUUAAAACGACCACUGCGUAAAUUUAACAUAGAAAAUCGUGCAAAUGCUGUUCUUUCAAGAAGUAAACCAAUACCUGCCCCUAAACCUGCUGCCUCAAUAAAGCAAUUGCAAUUAGCUCAGGAAUUAAAUCCAGAAUUCUUGAAGGGUCAUAAUGAAAAGAAUUUAAAACUCGAUGAACAUUUAAAGAAUGUUUAUGUAACAUCCACAGGACCAGAAACGGAUACACUGAAUCAACCUAAUCCUGAUAGACCGUUACCAGUAUCAAGAAUCACCGAACACUUUGAAUUUGGAUUUUAUAUACCGGACUCAGUUCCAAUAGGAAAAAUAACUUUGAAAGAUAUAUUUCAACUUUUUAUUUUGUAUAAAGAAGAUUCUGUAAAAAAUACUUCUGAUAUUUUAGCAAAAAAAUAUAAAUUAGACAAAGAAACAGUAGACAAAUUAUUAGAAUAUUAUAAGCUAUAUCAGUUGAUAUUACCUAAACGUGAUGAUGGUAAAAGUUCUACACAACAAUUAACACAAGAAGAAUUACAAAAAUAUCAAGAAGAGAAGGAAUCGAAUGAACUUAAUGAAAUAAGAAAUAAAUUACUGAAAUAAAAAAAUUACAUAGCACACAUUACUGAAAUGUAUAUUAUACAAUAAAAUUGUAUCGAAA
This is a messenger RNA of Polistes canadensis, 884 nucleotides long. Its product is annotated as protein NDUFAF4 homolog. NCBI's taxonomy places the organism in Eukaryota, Metazoa, Arthropoda, Insecta, Hymenoptera, Vespidae. Gene Ontology annotation, biological process: mitochondrial respiratory chain complex I assembly. The coding region runs from base 212 to 826 and encodes 204 amino acids. The record is from RefSeq and is a predicted model, not a curated record. Gene Ontology annotation, cellular component: mitochondrion. The transcript has 5 exons.